GUGGCCUCUUGCUGAGCUCCGUUUGUUUACAUCCAGGUCUCACCUGAGGUCAUAAAACACCACAGAAGAACCUCCGCCUCUCGAGAAUAUUCAAAUAAAUGUCGGUAACCGUGACAUAUGGCGGUCCUCUGAGGCAUUUUUACCCCGCACUGCUCCAGGAAUUCUGACAAAAGUGCCUGCAGGGGGUGUCGGCGGAGGCUGCGGGAGACGCUGCACCGUUCUCAGGUCCAGUCCGUCCGUCUGGGAGACAUGGCUGAGGGAAGCUCGUCCGGACACAUGCCCGGCUCCCUGAGUGUCUCCUCGCUGCCUCCACCCAGGACCAGAAUUUUCAAGAUCAUCGUGAUCGGAGACUCGGGUGUUGGCAAGACCUGCCUCACCUACCGCUUCUGUGCGGGCAAGUUCCCCGAGAAGACCGAGGCCACCAUCGGUGUGGACUUCAGGGAGAGGCUGGUCGAGAUUGACGGCGAGAAGAUUAAGAUCCAGCUGUGGGACACUGCAGGUCAGGAACGCUUCAGAAAGUCCAUGGUACAGCACUACUACCGCAACGUUCAUGCAGUCGUCUUCGUCUACGACGUCACCAACGCCGCCAGCUUCCGCAGCCUCCCCGCCUGGAUCGAGGAGUGCAAGCAGCACGCCCUGGGCGCUGAGGUUCCUCGGAUUCUAGUGGGGAACAAGUGCGACCUCCAGGACUCGAUUCAAGUCAGCACGGACGUGGCGCAGCAGUUCGCCGACGUCCACUCCAUGCCUGUGUUUGAGACGUCUGCCAAGAGCCCCAACAACCCGGGGGACAGAAGCCGUGGCGACAGCGACCACGUGGAGGCCAUCUUCAUGACGGUGGCUCACAAGCUCAAGUCACAGAAACCUCUGGUGCUGAGUCAGCCUGCUGGUGGCACCAUCAACCUGAGCAGCGGGAGUGGGGAGGCUGGAGCCAGAGAGUGGGGCUGCGGAUGCUAGAGGGGAAAAAUGGUGGCGUUGCCAGCAUAAAUGCCUAAUUCUUCUGUUGAAAUCUUGAACUCCGUCAGACAUAAAUCACCAGGGAGAAGUGACUAGAAAAAGGAGACACUGUGACAUAAGUAAAUCAUAAUCCACACUGUUUUUUCUUGGCUGCCGCUUUAAAUCAGAAAAUCACGUCUUGGGCACUUAGCUUGAUGUUGACAUAGAGACAUUUAUUUAAGUGUAGUUCCACUCUUCUUUUUUGCCACGUGCUUCUUUAAUACUGGGAGCACAGGGAGUGGUUCAUCUUGGAAGAGAAAGAAUGUUGCGUCGGUUCUGGUUGUCGAGCCUUGAUUCUGAGUCUGUAUAAAUUUGAGGCCAUUUUUAGCAGCAGUGGGAUCCAUUGUUGGGUUUUGCCUUGUCAUUCACCCUGUUAAUGUUUUAUCUCACGAAAUGACUAAGUUAUCAAAACCAAAUCAAGCCACUGUUUACGUGGCCUACGAGCAUGUGAAAUGGGUGUCGUUGGCUUGAAAUAAAAGCGUAAUUUUACGUGUACAACAGGACCAAGUCAAAGUCCAGCAGUGUUCAGUCACUUCAGCCUUUAACGUUGGGUUCGAAGUGUAGGUAGUAAACGUCAGCCAUCAUGUCCAAAAGGUGUCUCAAUGACUACUAGAAAUGUACAGUAAGUUCAAAACUGUUCACUUGAAGAAGGCCUCACUAGUCCACUAGCACGUUUGAAUCACAUCAUAACAGUGGAUUUUACUUGGUUUCAAAGCUAAAACUGUCAUCAGAGUUGCAGUCAGUCACUUGGAUUCACGCACAAACCAUAACGUGUUUCAUGUCGGCAGCCUCAGGUGGACUUCUGAGCCUGUUUAACAAACAAGUGACCUACCGGUUAAAAAAAAUAAUAAUUGGGGAUUGAUGAAGUGGAACAAUCUCAGGACCGAAUUCUCUCACAUUUGUUCUGUUUGCCUUACUUUGGUCUCUAAAGCCAUCCAACGGUUUACACCUGGAACUGUAAAAUA
Molecule: messenger RNA, 1958 nt
Organism: Synchiropus splendidus (mandarinfish)
Lineage: Eukaryota; Metazoa; Chordata; Actinopteri; Syngnathiformes; Callionymidae
Gene: rab33ba
Product: RAB33B, member RAS oncogene family a
Exons: 2
Coding region: 250-954 (234 amino acids)
Biological process (GO): Rab protein signal transduction
Cellular component (GO): Golgi apparatus; endosome
Molecular function (GO): GTP binding; GTPase activity
Source: RefSeq, a predicted model, not a curated record